AGCAAAACAAAAUGGCGGCAGAUAUAGGAAGGAUGUCCUAUCGGAAUACCAAAAUAGUCGUAAUCCCCUGAGAUGGUAUAAAUUACCCGUGGAAGGAAGUACAYAUUUUGCUCAGAUCUGGCUUGGAUUUACAUGUCUAUAUUCUGUACCAAUUGCGGUUUUUAUCAAACGAGAUAGCAAGAUUUACUUGAGUACUUUAUCAUUUUGAACGAUCUCCAGCGGAGUCCUGACCAUUGAUGCAUUUACUUCAAACAUGUCCGGUGAUCUACAAGCAACACUCGAAAUUUCUGUUGAAUUUUCAACAUUUCACAAUGUAGACCUGUUUCAAAGAGGGUAUUAUCAAAUCAGAUGCUCCCUAAAGCCUCCCGAGAAAUCAGUUAGCUGUGUUGAUGUUGAGUACAGAAUAACCAAUGGAGACUAUCAAUCAGAUGAUUGUCUUUUCCCUGCACUGGUCACACCAACAGGUCUGGCRGCUGUGUCCAAGACAUUCCAAAUCCUGUACAGAAAUGAGGAYAUACAGAUCAAUGAUGCUUUUAUUUUUACUCUCAGUAUGCUUGUCGAUAGUAACAAGGUGACAGAACAAAUUGAUCARGCUGAUAUACAGUUGCUGGUAGAGCUUUAUUUCUCAGAUUCUGAAGUUGGGCUUGAUUCACCAGAGGCACUUCAAAGUGUCACGUCACAAGCACUAAAGCUACAUCUUUCCUGCGUCAAAGGACUUCACCACCAUGUUCCAGUCCUCUUUGAUUAUUUUCACUUUGGUGUGAUUGAUACWACAAUUCAUGCAGUUUUAACCAAGCUCAGUCUACCAGAUCCAAGCAUUUUAAAACCAGUAAAGUCCUCAUGGUUUUCUAAGAUUCCCUCCAACGCCAGACUGUCCACACCAUUGUUUUAUUCCAAAUUGUUUGGCAGCAAACCUCCUAACAACGUUCUCAACUCCAAGACACCAGCAGAAGAAAGACAGAUAAGAUUUGCAUAUGACACUCACAGAUCCCUUUGCAGCACAUUGCUGUCUGCUCAAGUCAACUUGUUGGCACACUUUCAAUUUCUUUCUGAAUUCUUACCAGCCAGUCAGCAAAUACAAAUAGAGUCAUUGGAUUUUGGUGAGAGAAUCGAAAAUUUGACUGAAGGGAUUGAGUCUAUACAAAAUGCUAAUGAGGUGUUUUCCAAGAUUUGUUGUGACCUUGACAACAUCAGCUCCGAGAUUGCAUUAGUUUGGUCUCAGUUCAUGGAAUCGUUCACUCUAAACAAGCGCGUCUUACCAUUCCUACAAGAGGAGCAUCACAGACAAAGGAUCGGACAUUUUACAGAGGCCUUCUUCCUUCAAGAGUUUACAUGGGAAGAGCUUCAAAAUUCCCAAGAACAAAGUUUUCAGUUACACCAGAGUCUUGGACAAGGGAUAAAGAGUUCACGUUAUUAUCAGUCAAUCCCGCCUGUUGUUGUCGAAUGCCCUGCCCUGGACGGAGACCACAGUUCCAUGCCAAUCAUCUUUGAAGACAAGUAUAGCCAUAAGGAACCAGAUCAAGCAGAUUUCAAUGAUGCCAGGCCGAGUUCUGACGCACCUAACUCGGCACUUGCCCUAGGGGCAGUCGUAUGUAACGGUAAAGAUAGUGAMGUUCGUCCUGUCAAAGAGACCAUGAUAUUAGAUGAUGACGAGGAUGAGGAUGAKGAUGAUGAUGACACUACUCGUUUAUGCAAGGCUAUUGAACAACUAAACGAACGAAAAGAAAGGAAUCACUCUUUGGACCUCCAGUUUGCAAUUGAUAAUCAAACGCUUGUCACCUCUUUUAAGGAAGAAGCGUCCUAUCCUAAGGAUUCUUCCUCUAAAGAUUUACAAAACAACAGCGAUAAAAACACAAAUUUAAACGAGGACAAAGAAAYUCAGAGUUCUAAACCUGAGGAUGAGAAGGAAAUAAAUGAUAAGGAAAAAGAUGUACCAGAAAAAUGCUACGAAAAUGAUGACGGGAAAGAAUUAGUAAACAAAGAAUCUUCAGAACUGAAUGACACGAAUCAAGUAGUUUCUAGUUUGAACGGCAAUAAUGAACYUCCUCRCAAAGAAAACGAGUUAGAAUCCGCSSAGGUGAAUAAUUUGGAAAAUGGAAACAAAUGCUUAGAACAAAAUAAUGACUCUGAAAAAAUUGAGGAGAAUGAAAUUUUGGAAAAUAUGGCGAGUAGUUUGAAGGCUGAACUUAGCAAAGAAGAUGGAGAUUUGGGAAAAGAAGGCGAUGCUUGUCAAGAAAGUUUGGAGGAAGCAUUCCUUGAUGAAGUGGAGAAAAUAAUGGAAUCAACAGUAGAGAAGAGUGAAGAGGACAGUAGUGAAUCAGUUGAGGUCAAUAUUGAAGAAGGAAAGGAUACAGAAGAAACAAGUACAGCCAAAGUGGAGGAAGAUGCAAGUAAAGAUGAUAAAACUGUAGAAGAAAGUCGAGACGUUGGAACUGAGAGCUGUAAAGAACAGAAAAUUGGAAACACGAAUUUAGAUUCGAGUGAAAAACGUGGGACAGAAGAAGGAAGUGCAAGUAACGUUGAAACGAGUACUGCUGAUGCAAACGAUGGUGUUGCAGAUCCUGUUACRACUAGUGAAGAAAUGCAAUCUCUGACUGAGGAUUCGGAGAAAGGUGAUUCGUCUGGUGGGAMGGACGCCUCUGUGAGUAAUAUGUCUUCUGAUACGGUUACUUGUGAUGACAAUGCUAGCUUGGUAAACAAAGAUUGCGCACCGUUGGGAGAAAUUUCAUCGACAGACAAUGAUAAAGUUAGUAAAGAAAAUAAUGUCGAAGAAGGAAARGAAUGUCAAGGAAGCGAGGAAGGAGAGGGAGCCACAUCUACUGCCGAAAAGUCAAGUGACGCAGAAGCCACGUGUCAAUUGGAUGUAGUUGUGAUGAACGACGAAGAUAAGGUGGAAAAAGAAUUGGAUACUGGAAAAGACGUGUGUGUCACUGAUACCAGCAAUAUAAAGGUCGAUCAAGAAGAUGGUGUGAAGACCAGUAAUGUAGAACUAAGUACUGUAGAAAAAACAAGCAGUACUGUUAAAGUUGAUAAGGUGGGAGAAGACAAUGACAAGGAGACAGGAGACACCGCUCAUAAUCUAAGCACAAGUACGGUAACAUUUGCAAGCGCACUUGAAAGCCUAAGCGAUGUAUCCUAUACCAARCAACCAAGUAUUUCUUCCCAAAACUCACAAGUCACGGACUCUCCGAGUGAGAGCAGCGUGUACGACACCCCAACCUCCUCGGAAACGGCCAUCAGUGCUUCUGAUAGCCAAGCAGAUACGUCUGGCUCAUCGGUGCCUUCUAAAACAAGGAAACAAGCGUCCAAGGAUAAAACAGAUGAUAAGAAAGGCAAGAAGAAAACUCAACCCAAGGGUUUGUCUGGGUCUUCUUUUGUGUCUUGUUUGCCUGUCGGGAACUGUGCUGGAACUACCUCGCCAUCGUUUACCAGGUGUAACUCGGUGUAUGGCGGAAGUACGAGAUCAAGGUUUGAGUUGGCCAAGAAGUUCAUGAAACGUCAAUUGAAGUUUACACAUCAAAUCUACAGUGAUAUAGGUGUGCAGGCUGAACGCGAGCCGUAUUUUACUAAAGAACGACCAGAUGGCAUCGAGUCUCACCUUAUYAUCUGUGUACACGGCUUGGAUGGCAACAGUGGUGAUCUUCGUCUUGUUCGUUGUUACCUUGAGAUGUCUUUACCGUCUUCCCGCAUGGACUUCCUCAUGUCCGAGGUGAACCAGGCAGAUACGUUCGUCUCUUUUGAGGAAUUGACCGAAAGACUMGUUCAAGAAAUACGUCAUUAUAUUGAUGCUUACUCGAUAUUCCCCUCAAAAAUAAGUUUCGUUGGCCACUCAUUGGGUAACAUUAUCAUUCGUUCAGCGUUAACACAUCCUGACAUGAGACCCUUCCUGGACA
Actinia tenebrosa (Australian red waratah sea anemone) is the source of this 3893-nucleotide messenger RNA. RefSeq names its product protein FAM135A. NCBI's taxonomy places the organism in Eukaryota, Metazoa, Cnidaria, Anthozoa, Actiniaria, Actiniidae. The record is from RefSeq and is a predicted model, not a curated record. Gene Ontology annotation, biological process: lipid metabolic process.